CCGUGUUCGGUUGCAGUCCUCGCUUAACAGCAUACGAGAGAAAAUGAAAUUAUUAAGUAAAUUAAGUCUGUUCGUCCUGGUGGCGAUUGUGAUAGGUCCCAGCACAGGAAUAAAGUUCGACAAGUGUUCGCUUGCUAAAGCUUUGCUGGAUCAGGGUUUCGAAAAGGCAGAGUUAAGAAAUUGGGUCUGCUUGGUGCAAAACGAGAGCGGCAUGGAUACUACUAAGACGAAUAAGAACCGCAACGGAUCUACCGAUUGGGGUCUGUUCCAGAUUAACGAUUGGUACUGGUGCGAUUCGCCAGAUAGUAGCAAAGCAGGCACCAACGACUGUAAGGUGAAGUGCUCAGCUCUUCUAACGGAUGACAUAAAGGCCGCUUCGACGUGUGCCAAGAAGAUUUACAAACGGCAUGGCUACAGAGCAUGGUACGGAUGGUUGAACAAGUGCGAAGGUAAAUCGCUGCCCGAUUUGUCCAAAUGUAAACUGUGAUGUUUGGAGACAAGGAUGAACCGAUUCGUGACAGAGCAUAAUAAAUGUGUCAUAGAGAGAACUCAUGCGAAUAAAUCCAAAUACCACACAUA
Topomyia yanbarensis is the source of this 579-nucleotide messenger RNA. RefSeq names its product lysozyme-like. The coding region runs from base 44 to 487 and encodes 147 amino acids. Lineage: Eukaryota; Metazoa; Arthropoda; Insecta; Diptera; Culicidae. The transcript has 3 exons. Gene Ontology annotation, molecular function: lysozyme activity. The record is from RefSeq and is a predicted model, not a curated record.